Messenger RNA from Vitis riparia (riverbank grape), 1481 nucleotides. RefSeq lists its product as uncharacterized. The coding region runs from base 1 to 1194 and encodes 397 amino acids. NCBI's taxonomy places the organism in Eukaryota, Viridiplantae, Streptophyta, Magnoliopsida, Vitales, Vitaceae. The record is from RefSeq and is a predicted model, not a curated record. The transcript is spliced from 2 exons.
AUGAUGAAUGGUUUUGCUCUGUUUCUUGCUGUUUCUUCACUUGUAGCAGCUGGCAUAUGGUCUCCAAACCCAGAUCAGAAGCAGAAAGACUACCCAGGUGCUGAGGAGGUUAUUGUGAAAGAAGGUACAAGAGUAGUUGUUGUAGAGUAUGAUAAAGAGGGCCCUGGCAACACUAAGGUUUCAAUCUCUACCCAAGAGGCUCAUGUCUUUCAGAAGGCUCCAAAAGGUGAGGACAAGUUCAAGGAGAAGGUCAAGGAAGCUUUUGAAGUUCUUCCAAAUAUGGGCCAAGGUUUGUCCAGAGGCCAACACCCACAAAAUGGCCAAAAACCCAGUACUCCUAAAGAGCUUAUAUGUGAUGCCUUUGGUAAAUGCAAGGAGAAGAUAGCCACUAAAAUUGGUAGAUCAGAACAGAAAGUGUCUGAGAAAGUUCAUGAGAUUCAGGAAGGAGCAAAAGAGACAUAUGGUAAAGCAAAAGAGAAGGUGAUUGGGAAUGUAGAAGAGAAGCUGUCUCAGAAAGCUCAUGAUAUUCAGGAAGAAGUGAAAGACGCAUACACCAAAACAAAAGAGAAGGUGUCUGAGAAAACCCAUAUGGUUCAAGAAGGGGUCAAAGAUGCUGUUGAGAAAGCAAAACAUGCUGCAAAACCCACUUGUGAUCUGAGCAAGACAAUUGUGGAAGAUGCUGCAGGAAACAUUUCAAAGAUAGAAGCAGCCUCAACAGAGCAAAUGGGGCAGAGAGGCAGAGGAGAAAGACAAGGAGAAGAAAAGGAUGGGGUGGACACUGUGAAAAGCACUUUGCAUGAGUUCCAAAAAAAGGGUCAACAUGACUUCAGUAAUAGGGUCUAUGAUGUUGUGAAUUAUAUGCUGUCUACAGAUGCUAUAGGAUCAUUGAUGUGUGUGAUUCAUAUUUUAGGAUUUGCCACAGCUUAUGGGGUAUGUGUGUGGGUUACAUUUUUUUCAAGUUUUGUUUUAGCUGGGGCUCUGCCAAAUCAACAGUUUGGGAUUGUACAAAGCAAGAUUUAUCCUUUUUAUUUCAAAACUAUGGCUUCUUGUGUUGGGUUGGCCUUUUUGGGACAUGCAUUGAGUCAAGGAGAAAAAGUGUUGUUAGGUAAACCUGACUUGUUUCAAGGGCAUGCACUUUUGGCCACACUUCUUAUCAUUCUCAUCAAUUUUUGGAGCCUCGAGCUACAAAGGUGAUGUUUGAAAGGAUAAGGGUAGAAAAUGAAGAAAGGAAAGGACAAGAGAGUUCUAGGGUUGAGCCUAGCAAGGAGGGUGAGCCCACCACAGGUGCAUCUGACCCACAAGUUAUGGGAAGACUAGACCAAGAGACGGUGAACAAUCAAAUCCUUGAACUGAAUGAGAUGCUGAAGAAGCUCAACGCAUAUUCAUCCUUCUUAAAUAUUCUUACUCUCAUGGUUCUCAAGUUGCACCUAGUGUACUUAGCCCAUCGUCUUUACAUGACAUGUUGAUUUUAAUAUAAUCAU